Molecule: messenger RNA, 934 nt
Organism: Neocloeon triangulifer
Lineage: Eukaryota; Metazoa; Arthropoda; Insecta; Ephemeroptera; Baetidae
Gene: Prosbeta5
Product: proteasome subunit beta type-5
Exons: 4
Coding region: 43-873 (276 amino acids)
Cellular component (GO): proteasome core complex
Molecular function (GO): threonine-type endopeptidase activity
Source: RefSeq, a predicted model, not a curated record
GACACGGGAUUUUGUUUUCUAAGACAAAAAGAGACGAUAAUAAUGGCGUUGGCCGGUGUUGUCGGUGUAAAUCCUCGCGAAAAUUUCACAUUCAGGAAGGAACCUGAAGUUCCUCUGGACGUCCAAGGCCUCACAGGAAAUCUCCAAGAUGGCUUGCAGCUUGCUCUUCCUCCUUUUGCCAACCCGGCUGAAAAUUUGGCCCAGUUUGGCACCGAUGAGCACGGAAAGGGAAUCAAAAUUCGCUUCGACCACGGCACAACCACUUUAGGUUUCAAAUACCAAGGAGGCGUCGUCCUUGCUGUUGACUCCAGGGCAACCGGAGGAAACUUUAUUGGAUCCCAGAGCAUGAAGAAGAUCGUUGAGAUCAAUGACUAUCUCUUGGGAACUUUGGCUGGCGGUGCCGCCGACUGUGUCUACUGGGACCGAGUAUUAGCAAAGCAGUGCCGAUUGUAUGAGCUUCGCAAUGGUGAACGUAUUUCCGUUGCUGCUGCUUCAAAGUUGAUGGCCAAUAUGGUGUACAACUACAAGGGCAUGGGCCUUUCAAUGGGCAUGAUGAUUUGUGGAUGGGACAAGAAAGGGCCUGGACUGUACUACGUUGACUCGGAGGGAACAAGGACGGAGGGAAAGGUUUUCUCCGUUGGAUCAGGCUCUAUCUACGCUUUUGGUGUCUUGGAUAGUGGCUACCGUUGGGAGUUGUCCAAUGAAGAGGCUUACGAGCUGGGGAGGAGGUCCAUUUACCAUGCCACACACAGAGAUGCUUACAGCGGUGGCAUUGUCAGAGUGUAUCACAUGACUGAGCAAGGCUGGAGGCACAUUUCUGAUGAGGACUGCAAAGACCUCCACUACAAGUACGCUGAAGAGAAGAAGCAGUAAUGUGAUUUUCACAUGUGUUUGUAUUGAAAUAAUUAUUAAAUAAAACAUUCAUGAUCCUUAA